Molecule: messenger RNA, 4189 nt
Organism: Populus nigra (black poplar)
Lineage: Eukaryota; Viridiplantae; Streptophyta; Magnoliopsida; Malpighiales; Salicaceae
Product: cuscuta receptor 1-like
Exons: 10
Coding region: 94-3855 (1253 amino acids)
Molecular function (GO): protein binding
Source: RefSeq, a predicted model, not a curated record
GUAUAAAUAGGACCUCUAUGGUUGCCCGAAUGCAAAUAUGACAUAACAAACAAUAAUAUUCUACGUAGUACUUCAUAGAAUUAUCUAUCUAAGAUGAUGAUGAAAAAAAUGGGGGCUUGGAUGUUGCUAGCAUUAUUGACUUUGGUUGGCGACUGGUGUGGUCGUUGUUAUGGGUGUUUGGAGGAAGAGAGAAUUGGUCUCUUAGAGAUCAAAGCUUUGACCAAUCCAAACAGCUUUUACAUGGGAGAUUGGGUGGAGUACAGUAGUAAUUGUUGUGAGUGGUAUGGGAUCGAGUGUGAUAACACUACAAGGCGAGUGAUCCGACUCUCUCUUUGGGAUGCAAGGGAUCAGAGUUUGGGGGAUUGGAUUCUCAACGCCUCUUUGUUUAUGCCUUUUAAGGAACUGCAAAGUCUUGAUUUGUCCGGUAAUGGACUGGUUGGUUGCUCUGAGAAUCAAGGCUUCGAAGUCCUAUCAUCAAAACUGAGGAAACUGGAGGAACUUGACCUAAGUCUGAACCGAUUUAAUAAUGAUAAAGGCAUUUUAUCAUGCUUCAAUGGGCUUUCCGCUCUCAAGUCUUUGGACCUAUCAGACAAUGAGGUGACAGGAUCAGGUCUCAAAGUCUUGUCAUCAAGGUUGAAAAAGCUGGAGAACCUUGACCUAAGAGGGAAUCAGUGCAACGAUAGCAUUUUUUCAUCUCUAACUGGGUUUUCAUCCCUCAAGUAUUUAAAUCUGUCAGACAAUCAGCUGACAGGAUCAUCUACUGGUAUCAAUAGUUUUCAAGUACUAGCUUCAGGGUUGAGGAAUUUGGAGGAACUUCAUCUCAGUUACAAUAAAUUUAACGACAAUAUUUUAUCAUCUCUCAGUGGAUUUUCAACUCUCAAAUCUCUAUAUCUAUCAAGCAACACGUUCACAGGAUCAACUGGUCUUAAUGGUUUAAGGAAUUUGGAGGAACUUGAUCUCAGUUACAAUAAAUUUAACGACAGCAUUUUAUCAUCUCUCAGUAGAUUUUCAACUCUCAAAUCUCUAUAUCUAUCAGGCAACAUGUUCACAGGAUCAACUGGUCUUAAUGGUUUAAGGAAUUUGGAGGAACUUGAUCUCAGUUACAAUAAAUUUAACGAAAGCAUUUUAUCAUCUCUCAAUGGAUUUUCAACUCUCAAAUCUCUAUAUCUAUCAGGCAACAUGUUCACAGGAUCAACUGGUCUCAAUGGUUUAAGGAAUUUGGAGGAACUUGAUCUCAGUUACAAUAAAUUGAACGACAGCAUUUUAUCAUCUCUCAGUGGAUUUUCAACUCUCAAAUCUCUAGAUCUAUCAGACAAUAGGUUCACAGGAUCAACUGGUCUCAAUGGCUUAAGGAAUUUAGAAACCUUGAAUCUGUAUUCAAAUGACUUCAAGGAAAGCAUUUUGAUAGAGUCAUUGGGAGCGUUGCCAUCCCUCAAGACCUUAGAUGCAAGUUUUAGUAGUUUUAAACACGUUGGGAAAGGGUUGUGUAAUUCGUCUAGCCUUGAAGAAGUGUUCCUCGAUUAUUCUUCUCUCCCAGCAAGCUUUCUUAGGAACAUUGGACCCUUGUCUACUCUUAAAGUCCUAUCCUUGACCGAAGUUGACUUCAAUAGCACCCUACCUGCUGAAGGCUGGUGUGAAUUGAAGAAUCUUAAACAGCUAUUUCUCUCAGGAAACAAUCUAAAGGGCGUACUCCCUCCUUGUUUGGGAAAUCUAUCAUCUCUACAAUCCUUGGAUUUAUCUGACAAUCAAUUGGAGGGAAAUAUUGCCUUUAGUCACCUUUCCCAUCUUACGCAGCUUGAACACCUCUUAGUUUCAAAUAACUACUUUCAAGUUCCAAUAUCAUUUGGUUCAUUUAUGAACCUCUCCAACCUCAAGGUCAUUGCAUGCGAUAACAAUGAGCUAAUAGCUGCACCCAGUUUUCAGCCUUCAGCUCCCAAGUUCCAGCUUCUUUACUUUAGUGCUUCAAACUGUACUUCAAAACCACUCGAGGCUGGAUUUCCAAACUUCCUCCAGAGCCAACAUGAUCUGGUGUUAGUUGAUCUAUCCCACAACAAAUUCGUUGGAGAACCUUUCCCAUCUUGGCUGUUUGAGAAUAAUACAAAGUUAAAUCGACUAUAUUUGAGAGACACCUCAUUUAUAGGUCCUUUGCAGCUGCCACAACAUCCAACACCCAACCUUCAGACAGUAGAUAUGUCUGGCAACAACAUACAUGGUCAAGUUGCAAGAAACAUAUGUUCGAUUUUUCCACGUUUGAAGAACUUCAUGAUGGCUAACAACAGCCUCACAGGUUGCAUUCCUCCUUGUUUUGGGAAUAUGAGCUCUCUCGAAUACUUGGAUCUUUCCAACAAUCAGAUGUCUUGUGAACUGCUUGAGCAUACUUUUCCAACAGUAGGCUCCUCGUUGUGGUUCUUAAAGUUGUCCAAUAACAAUUUCAAAGGGCGAUUACCACUCUCUGUGUUCAACAUGACUGGCCUACGUUACCUCUUGCUCGAUGGAAACAAAUUUGCUGGACAAGUAUCUGGUACCUUUUCUCUUGCAUCAUCAUUUUUGUGGUUUGAUAUCAGUAACAAUAUUCUGUCAGGCAUACUUCCAAGGGGAAUAGGGAACUCUUCAAAAAACCAACUUGAUGGAAUUGAUUUGUCCAGAAAUCAUUUUGAAGGUACCAUUCCAAUAGAAUAUUUCAAUUCUUCUUGGCUUGAAUUUUUAGAUCUUUCUGAAAACAAUCUGUCUGGGUCAUUACCGUUGGGCUUCAAUGCAUUAGAUUUACGCUAUGUCCACCUAUACGGAAAUAGAUUGAGCGGUCCACUGCCAUAUGAUUUUUAUAAUCUCUCUUCGUUGGCGACAUUAGAUCUCGGCGAUAACAACUUAACUGGGCCCAUUCCAAAUUGGAUUGAUAGCCUUUCGGAAUUGAGCAUUUUUGUUCUCAAAUCUAAUCAAUUCAAUGGGAAACUUCCUCAUCAGUUAUGCUCGUUAAGGAAAUUAAGCAUAUUGGAUCUUUCAGAAAAUAAUUUUUCUGGUCUGUUACCCUCAUGUUUGAGAAAUUUAAAUUUUACGGCAUCGGAUGAAAAAACUUUAGAUGCCCCUCGUACGGGAUCGGAUUAUGGAAGCGGGGAAGAAAUAUAUACAUCCAGAGGGGGGGGAGGAUCUUCUCUUGAUGGCAAUAUUUUGUGGGCAGAGAUCAGUGUAAAAAUAUCUGUAGAGCUUACAGCAAAGAAAAAUUUCUACACUUACGAAGGCGAUAUCCUUCGUUACAUGUCUGUUAUGGAUCUUUCUUGUAACAGAUUCAAUGGAGAAAUUCCGACAGAAUGGGGAAACUUAAGUGGGAUAUAUUCUCUAAAUCUGUCACAAAAUAAUCUCACUGGAUUGAUCCCUUCAUCCUUCUUCAAUCUGAAGCAGAUAGAGAGCUUGGAUCUUUCUCACAACAAUUUGAAUGGGAGAAUUCCUGCACAACUCGUUGAACUGACCUUUCUAGAAGUUUUCAACGUGUCGUACAAUAAUUUGUCAGGAAGAACACCGGAGAUGAAAAAUCAAUUUGCUACCUUUGAUGAGAGCAGUUAUAAAGGGAAUCCUCUUCUUUGUGGACCUCCAUUGCAAAACAGUUGCGACAAAACAGAAUCGCCAUCCGCGAGAGUGCCUAGCGAUUCCAAUAAUGGAGAUGGUGGCUUCAUGGACAUGGACAGUUUCUAUGUGAGCUUUGGUGUGUGUUACAUAAUUGUGUUGUUGACAAUUGCAGCAGUACUGUGCAUAAAUUCGCAUUGGCGACGCAGGUGGUUUUAUUUCAUUGAAGAAUGCAUUGACACUUGCUACUGCUUUUUGGCUAUUAACUUUCCCAAGUUGUCCAGAUUUAGAAGGUGAUUGGAUCUUAUCAGGAGCGUAUGGGCUGCUUUCUGAAUUUGUUGCAAUCCUCUGUGGGGAAGCAGUCGCAUUCCAAAUCAAUGGUUGCUCACAACAUGUAUAGCAAUUUGCCUGUGAGAAGUGUUAUGUCGAAGUGUCUGGUUCUUGUUGCUUAGCCUUUCUGUUUUGACAUGACUUGUGUUUGUCCUUGUGCUUGUAUCCAUAUUUGUUUGUUUCUUUGUUAUGUCUUAAUUAUGUGGCGUUUUGGUCUUAGAUUUGGAGAAUGAGCAACCAACCAAUAUUUCUUGGCUUCUUGUGAUUUCUAUAUCCCUAAUAAUAUGGAAUUUAUUCACAA